This is a messenger RNA of Pantherophis guttatus, 8377 nucleotides long. Lineage: Eukaryota; Metazoa; Chordata; Lepidosauria; Squamata; Colubridae. The record is from RefSeq and is a predicted model, not a curated record.
GCAAAGGGAGGCGGAGGAGGGAGAGACCCUCGCCCGGCCCUCCUUUGGCUUCAAUCCCGGGUCCCAUGCUCCCCAGCCGCCCUCUCCAUGCAGGGGGAAGCGGAGCUCCAAAGCAGCACCAGGAGAAGAACCGGGGAUCCCAGGAAGGCGGCGGGGAUCCGGGGCUCCCCAGUCGCCCCAUGUCCGGGAAAGAGCCCGAGUGGUGGGAGAGGCGAGUCGGCCUUGCGGAGGCCCCGCAGGAGAGGAGAGAAGCCGGGCCAAGAGGAGGCAGGAUUCGCACUAGGCUCCCCGAGGGUCCGAUCCUGUCUUCGGAGUGGGAAAGAAGCGGGGCGGCCUCUCCAGCUGCCUCCUUCCCGGCCCUGCGCUUGGAUAGCCCGCUUGGGGCUCCGGAUUGUGUGAACCUGCCUGCGUGUCAGAGGGAACCUCGGUUCUUCUCCAAAGGACAUCCUCAGCUAGGGUCAUUUCCUGCCGUUUUAUUGGAUGUGAAUUGAACUUUCAUGGUUUGUUCACCUUUUUGGGGUUUGGCAGGUUGUGUGAACCCUGCCUUGGAGGUAAAUAUAGAUCUCGGUUUUAAAAAGGAAGCCCUUUCUUGUAAGGAAAAAUAUUGCACCACUCUCACACAAUUACACACAUGUGUGCAUGAAAUAGGACCUGCUGAAUGCCACUGCAAUCCUAUUCCAGUUUACAAAAAUACUUUCUUCCACAGGGACGACUGUUGCUCCAUCGUUAAAUUCUCCACUUUCUAAUUCUUGGGAUUUUUCCUUUGCAUCUCAGGUACAGAAACUGGAAGCCGUUUGGACUUCAUCACGGGUAAAAUGAUCUCUUGGGGGGAAAAGACCUGAAUGGCCACCUGUGAUCAUUGCAGUGACUGUAGGAUCGGUCCUAUAAUCGAAAAGGCAUUUGGAGCUCCACAACAUCCUUUGGACCCAAUUGGAGUUAUGUUAGAAGACAGAGACAGAAUGGAGACACAACUUUUAGCAAGUGAGAGAACUGGAAAAGGCUCUUCUGCUGUUCAGUUUGGGACCUGUGGGGAGAUGUGGGCAAGAACUGGGCAGAUCAUCCUGGAGGAGGAAACCAUAAUCUCUUCAAAAAUUCAGCCCUGGAACUUCAGAAGCCUCCAAUACCAGGAGGCUGAGGGUCCCCGAGGACUUUGCAGCCGACUCUACAAUUUUUGUAGGCAAUGGCUGAGACCAGAAAAGCUCACCAAAGCCCAGAUGCUGGACCUGGUUGUUCUAGAGCAGCUCCUGGCUCUUCUGCCCCCAGAGAUGGAGAGCUGGCUGCGGGAAUGCGGAGCAGAGACCAGCUCCCAGGCGGUGGCCCUCGCAGAAGGCCUCCUCCUGAGCCAGGCAGAGGAGGAGAAGGAGCAGGUCGAGUUGCAGUCCUUCUCCGUGGAGAUCAGAGAUCCUGAGGGAAGAAGUAAUCCAUCAAAUCCCCAUCAGGAGCUGCUUUUCAGGAGGAACCCUCAGGAAGACCCAAGUCAGGUUACCUCAAAAGAGAAACAUAGAAUGAAAUUUUCUGAUCUUUACGGUGGAGCUGAAACAGUGGUUGAACCGCCAACUGAAGAGGGUCUUGUGUCCUUUGAGGAGGUGGCUGUGUAUUUCUCCAAGGAGGAGUGGUCUCAGUUGGCUCCUGACCAAAAACUGCUCCAUUCGGAAGUCAUGCUGGAAAAUCAUAGGAAUGUAGCCUCUUUAGGUAAUAAUGGGCAAGAGAAUAAAGAUACUGAGGAACCAUUUCAAGUAUUCAAUGCUGGAGAUGAAACAGAGAAAUCUGAAAUUCAAAUGGAAAUAGAAAGUCAUGAAAGAAACCAGACAAAUAAUUGGAAUCCGGAAAGCUUAUCUUCCAUUGAUGCUCAGAUGCAAGACUUUCUUGUCCAACAAGGAAAAAUAAAGAAAAAUGUAAACCUAUUGAAAGACAAGUUAGAUGUAAAUGAACAGGAUCCAACAGAAAUCAAAAGAGAAGAUUAUAUAUCCAGAGACAAUGGAAACAAUUACAAUUGGACUUUCACCCUUCCUCAUGAAAAUGGGUCCCUUAUAUCUUGUAAAAAGACCCAUACAGAAGAGAAGCGAUAUAAAUGCUUGGAAUGUGGAAAGAGCUUCAGAAGAAGCAGUCAAGUUACUUCCCAUAACUGGAUCCACACUGGGGAAAAGCCAUAUAAGUGCAUGGAAUGUGGAAAAAGUUUCAGUGAGAGCCGUUCCCUUACAUCUCAUAAAUGGAUCCAUACAGGGGAGAAGCCAUAUAAAUGCAGACAGUGUGGAAAGGGGUUUGGUGAGAAUGCAUCCCUCGUGAAACAUAAAAGGAUCCACACAGGGGAGAAGCCAUAUAAAUGUGCGGAGUGUGGAAAGAGUUUUAUUCAGAGCAGUCAUCUUUCUUCCCAUAAAAGGAUCCACACAGGGGAGAAGCCAUAUAAAUGCAGAGAGUGCGGAAAGGGCUUUUCCAAUAGCAGUCAUCUUACUUCUCAUAAAAGGAUCCACACAGGAGAGAAGCCAUACGAAUGCACAGAGUGCGGAAAGAACUUUACAAACAGCAGCCAACUUAUUUCCCACAACUGGAUCCACACAGGGGAGAAGCCAUAUAAAUGUUUGGAGUGUGGAAAGAGCUUUACUAAUAGAAGUCAACAUACUUCUCAUAAAAAGAUCCACACAGGAGAGAAGCCAUAUAAAUGUGUGAAGUGUGGAAAAUCUUUUACUAAUAGCAGUCAACUAACUUCCCAUAACUGGAUCCACACAGGGGAGAAGCCAUAUAAAUGUCUUGAAUGUGGAAAAGGCUUCUGUCGAAGGAGUUCCUUUACUUCUCAUAAAAGGAUCCACACAGGGGAGAAGCCAUAUAUGUGCAGAGAGUGUGGAAAGGGCUUUACUAACAGCAGUCAUCUUACUUCCCAUAAAAGGAUCCAUACAGGGGAGAAGCCGUAUAAAUGCAUGGAGUGUGGAAAGAGCUUCUGUGAAAAUGGGUCCCUUAUGAGACAUAAAAGGAUCCAUACAGGGGAAAAGCCGUAUAAAUGCAUAGUGUGUGGAAAGGGUUUCUGUGAAAAUGGGUCCCUUAUGAGACAUAAACGGAUACACACAGGAGAGAAGCCGUAUAAAUGCAUAGAGUGUGGAAAGGGUUUUUGUGAAAACGGGUCCCUUAUGAGACAUAAAAGGAUCCACACAGGGGAAAAACCAUAUAAAUGUGUGGAAUGUGAAAAGGGCUUCAGCCAACAGAGUAAACUUAUUUCCCACAAAAGGAUUCACACAGGGGAGAAGCCAUAUAAAUGUCUGGAGUGUGGCAAGAUUUUUAUUCAGAGCAGUCACCUUGCUUCCCAUAAAAGGAUCCACACAGGGGAGAAACCAUAUAAAUGCAGAGAGUGUGGAAAGAGCUUUAUUCAUAGUGGUUCUCUUACAUUCCAUAAAAGGAUCCAUUUGGGGGAGAAGCCAUAUAAAUGUGGGGAGUGUGGAAAAGGUUUCUGUGAAAAUGCAUCCCUUAUGAAACAUAAAAGAAUCCACACAGGGGAGAAGCCAUUUAAAUGUAUGGAGUGUGGAAAGGGCUUCUGUGAAAAUGGGUCCCUGCUGAGACAUAAAAGGAUCCACACAGGUGAGAAACCAUAUAAAUGCAGAGAGUGUGGAAAGAGCUUCCGUCAUAGUGGUUCCCUUACUUUCCAUAAAAGGAUCCACACGGGGGAGAAACCAUAUAAAUGUUUUGAAUGUGGAAAGAGCUUCAGGCGGAGCAAUGACCUAAUUUGCCAUACACAGAUCCAUUUGAAAGAGAAUAUAUGUAAAUUUUAGAUUUAGUGUUAUAGCUACGGACAUUCUUCUAGUUAUAAACUUUUGAGUUACAAACUUUUAAUUAUACAAAUAAACCUGCAACUCCAACAUAAAAGGUCCCAGAAGGCUAGAGAAGGUGGGAAAGGGUUAGUUUAGGGUGCUGUCAAGUUUUGAGGUCGUCUCAAAUAAAUUGCAUUUCAAACAAAGUCUUUGAAGGAAAACUAUUAAGCACAACAUUCUAGACCCGACUCCAUUGAAGCCAACACUGACUUGCAGACCCCAAACCCUCCCUUUCUGUUCCCCACUCCCCUGCACUCAUUGGCCAUCUACCAAAUCAUUCUACCCCUAAUCUACCGCUCCAGCUCAAAGGAAUUUCCCCCCUCCCAUCCCAUCUCCUAGGGGAUAUUAUCUCCAGGGAAAAUAAGUAGGUGAAAAGUCAAACGUCCCUUUCCAGACGCCUCCGCUUCUCCUUCUUAUAUCAGCACUAGAGUAAAUGCAGCUUGAAGUGCUGACAGGUGCAUUGCAUAUGUAUGUGAUGUGCUUUAAUCCUUUCCUGCCUCUUUGAUUGCUUACUGUUCAUUGUUUAGUAGUUUGGUGACUGUCUGGUGUGACCUGUAGGUUCUAAAUGUGUGGAAUUAAACUCGAGUGAUAAUGGGGAAGGGAGUAAUGCAAACAGCUCCAAUCCAUGAUGAUCCAAUUAAGAUGGAGAUGCUGAAGAAAAUAGAGUGGGGGAAGAUAAGGAAUGUGGCAUGUUCUUAUUGUAUGGAUUACCGUAAUGAUCAUUAAGAACACAGGGAAGAUUGUAGAACAUGUAAAAGGUUCAUGUGCCUAUGCAAUCCACAGUAACCAAAAGGAGUGGAAAAGUGACGGAAGAGAUAGAGAAGCUACUCAGCAUAUGGAGUGACGAUAGCAUCAGUGAUGUGUGCUUCUGAGCUUAAUGCUGAUCCAGGAGAAGGCUUAGAGCAGGGGUCUGCAACCUUAAACGCUCAAAGCCAUUUGGACCUGUUUCCCACAGAAAAGAAAACACCGGGUGCCACAAAACCUUUCCCGUACCUGACUAUUUCCUGAGAGGCCGCAGAAUUAGCAUAUGUAGUUGAAUUAAAUGCUUUGUUUUUCUUCUAAAACUUUUCUUGGAUUUAUUCAUGAUUGGCCUACCGGGGGUCGAAAAGCUCAAUAAAUCACAUGCCGGCAGAUAUUGCACAUUGGCAGUUGUAACACAUAUUUUGAGGGAGCCGCAGCAGAGGGAUGAAAGAGCCACAUGUGGCUCCAGAGCCAGGGGCCAGGAACCCGUGGCUUAUUAGAGCUUAUUUAGAGCUUAUUUCAUGACUUGCAACAGGAGGUUGGUAAAAGUUCUGCUGAAACACACACAUUUUAAGGCUUGUGCAUAAUGUGAAAGCAUGUGGUGAGGUGGCAAGUGCGGAUGAGAAUGCAGCCAAGGAGUUCCCAAAAGCCCUCAAUGAAAUUGAGGAAAAUUGUUAUUUGCCUCAGCAAAUAUUCAAUGUAGAUGAAAUGGGGCUUUUAGAAAAAAAAGUGCCAGCAAAACUUAUAUCAACAAAGAAGAGAUAAUAAUGGAAAGCUGCAAAAGACAAUGUUGCCAAGUGAGUAACACUUCCAGUGAUCUAAAAUUGUUGCUAGUCUAUCAUUCUGAGAACCUGUGAAGUCUCAAGAAAAUCUCACUUUGUUCUGUGGGAAGCUAAAAAGAAACCUUCGGUCAUCCUCACCUUGAUGUUUUUUUCAUCAUUUCAUCCUAGAAAUAUAGAGAUAAUUGCUAUGAGAAAAACAUUGCCUUCAAGAUUCUCAUUUUGGAUAAUGUCUUGGCUCAUCCAUCUCACUUGGACAAUUUCCAUCUGAACAUGAAGAUUGGGUCUCUGCCUCCAAACACCAAUUUUCUCCUACCACUAUGGAUUAUGGGUUAUAGUAACUUUCCAAAAUUAUCUUUUCUGCAUGUUCAGCAAGCAGUUCAGAUGACCGCGUGUCAGUUUUGGAUGUCCUAUGACAUCUACAAGGUUAUCAAGAAUGUUGAUGCAGCCUGGCAACUUCUAUUAAUAUGAAUGGGAUAUGGAAAACGUCUGUACCUUCAGUUUGUUCAUGACUUUCAAAGAUUUGAAGUGGUGGACAGGAAGUCACACAGCAUUGUUAGCAACUUAAUUGCUUUCACCAAGGAGCUUUAUCUUGACCUGGAGAAGGUCUUUGAUGAAUUGUUAGCCACGCAUGUGGAAUAACUCUUCAACAGCAACCUGGAGUUGUAAACUCAGUGAAAGCAAGAGAAAAUGAUUAAACCUCUGGAGAUUCCACAUCAAGCUGAUGGCAGAGGAAUUCAGCUUGAUCAAGAAAGCACUGUCACCGUUUGAAAUGCAGGACUGUUUUGAGCAUUUCACCAAGGUGUCUGUAGCUCUCCAGCGGUGUGAUAUAGUGCUAUAGGGUCUAUGAGGAAAAUAGAAAAGAUGAAGGCUAUCACCAAAAAUUCACUGGACCAUUUCUUCAAGAAGGUGGAGAAAUGUGCCAUUUCAACUCUGAAGGAUGAGCUUAUAUUGUUGUAAUGUUUUACCACAAUCCUACUGCUUAUGUAAGGUAAGAACUGGACUGUACAUGUUUUUAAUGUUUGUUUGGAUUUAUAAACAAAGCAGACUUAAGAACAGCUUGGAACAUAACCUGUUCAUAAAUAGAGGAAUAUCUAUGCAUUUUCUAUUGACAUAUCCUAAACUAGGAAAGGAAGGUAUUUUUGAGUCUGAUCCUCACAAAUGGCAGCUCCAGAAAGAUGAAUUUACCAGUGAAAAUAAAAACGGGCAUAUGCUGUUUUACUUAUGAAUACAGGUAAUCUUCAAGUUAUGACCUCAAUUGAACCCGAGAUCUUAGUUGCUGAUUGAGACAUUUGUUAAGUGAUUUUUACCCCACCAAUGGAACACCGUUGUUAAGUGAAUCUGGCUUCCCGUUGACUUUGCUUGUCAGAAGGUUGCAAUAGGGAAUCAUAUUUGAGUUGACGGAUCAUUCCGUCAACUCAACUGAUCCGUUUCGGGGUACACUGUCAUAAUUUUAAACUGUUUUUAUAGGGUUGCUGAUUUUAAUUUUAUUUCAUUGUGAUUUGUAUUGGAAUUUGUCAUUUUGUAAGCCGCCUUGAGUCCCCAGGGAGAAAGGCGGCAUAUAAAUCGCAAUAAUAAAUAAAUAAAUAAAAUAUGACCCCAGAAUACUCCAACUGUCAUAAAUAUGAGUUGGUUGCCCAGCAUCUGAAUUUUGAUCACAUAACCAUGGGGAUGCUGCAGCAAAAUGGCCAUAAGGCAUUGUCAUCUGAAGGUUGUCAGUGCUAUUGCACAUUGUGAGGAAAACAAACUCUUAUGAGAGUUGGUCUUGUUAGCAAAAUGAAACAGAAUGAGGAAUUAACUUAGUUUGUUAAUUAUGAAUAUGCUUACAUCUAUUACUUAUGCAUAUGUAUGUAUCAUUUUAUCAUCCCUUCUGAAAUUUAUAAAUAUGAGUGCAUCCUUUUGCCUUUAGGAGUGCCACUAUUUUCCAAAAGGAAUUUCUCCUUUAUGCAUUAUUAACAGAAAUGACUGCAGCAAGCUUUGAUUAUUUGCUUUGGGUCCCGUGUAUCAAUUCCAUGACAUCAAUAACUGAUUUUUUUUCUUAAAUUUGUUUAUAUGCAGGUUCUCGUUGGAGGUCACUUCCAAGAAAAUGGCCACUUUAUGUAUCUCAGAUUGAGAGCCAUGCAAUUUUAUAAAGACGUUGCCUUUAUUGUGUUUUUAUAAGUGAAUGUCCUUGUUCCUUUCCAAGGCUCACUGCAGUGUUUAUUAUUGUUUGUUCUUCCCACUUGAUCCUGGUUCUAAGAGGAAUGCAAACAGGCAGUCAUUUAACAGGUGCUGCCUUCCCAGGCAAUAGAAUAGAAUAGAAUAACAGAGUUGGAAGCGAUCUUGGAGGUCUUCUAGUCCAACCCCCUGCUUAAGGAGCUACAUCUCCCUGAUGCAGCUGUUCAAGACAAAGCUUUAUUUCACUAUAGCAGACAGGCAGACAGAAAUUCAACAGACACUUCCCACAAUUUAAACUUUCCUUCUUUUGCCCAGUCUUCUUACAAUUGUUUCCACGUUCCUUAAUAUAUUCAGUUUAUCAGAUGACCAUAGACUUCUCUGUUCUCACAAGUUGGACAUGGUGCAGGAGAAGGAUAGUGGGGUCUGAAGGGAUAUUAUAAUCCAAAGGGAACUCAAGUUCCAUCAACAUAUAUAGAGAAAUGGAAUGUGAUAAGAUAGUCCUUGAUUUAUGACUGUAAUUAUGGUUGUACAUUAUUGCAUUUUAGUCAUGUCAUCACAUGACAAAACUUUGGCAUGUUUUCUGGUUGUCGUUAAGCAAACAAUGAUCAUUUAUAUGAAUCCAUUUUACCCACUAAGCAUGUAGAAACCAGAAAAAAGAAGCAAAAGUCACAAUGGGAAGCUGCAAAGGGCCGUAAAGGUGAGCAGAUUGCCAAGUGCCCAGAAUGUGAUAGCAUGACUGGGGGGAGGGGGGGCAGCCAUUGUAACUUGGUUGUGAGUAGCUUUGAGGGGAGGGGUUACAAUGUAAUUUCAAAAAUUCACUAACAACCAGUCCUAAAUCUAGGAUUACUGGCAUUGAACUGCCCAUUGAAUAAUUGUGAUACUGAAUUAAAAGUGACAACAGGA